This is a messenger RNA of Gopherus flavomarginatus (Mexican gopher tortoise), 10776 nucleotides long. RefSeq names its product potassium voltage-gated channel subfamily Q member 3 (gene KCNQ3). The transcript has 15 exons. NCBI's taxonomy places the organism in Eukaryota, Metazoa, Chordata, Testudines, Testudinidae. The coding region runs from base 286 to 2835 and encodes 849 amino acids. Gene Ontology annotation, cellular component: membrane. Gene Ontology annotation, biological process: transmembrane transport; potassium ion transport. Gene Ontology annotation, molecular function: voltage-gated potassium channel activity. The record is from RefSeq and is a predicted model, not a curated record.
UCUGGCAUCAGGCUAGUCAAUAAACUCUGGGAUGGUGUCAUCCUCCUGCUGGUCCAGGUGCUGCUGCCACCCACUUCUCUCCUGCCAUCAUGCCUCUGCUUUAGCCCCGGCGGCUGCGCCUCUUCAGUGAUGAUGGCCUGACAGCGCUGUGGUUCCCUCUCCCCACCCGUUUUUUUUUCUUUUUCUUUUUUUUUUUUUUUGGAAGGGAGCUCGGAUCAUGGCCUUGGGGCUCCGCACGCUGCUGCUGCUUACCUCCAGCUGCGCCUUUAAGGACCAGCGAAAAAGAUGGGACUCAAGUCCAGGAAGGCAGCAGCUGCGGGGAACGCUGGUGGCGGGGAGCAAGAAGAGAAGAAAGUAGGACUCGCGGCUGGGGAUCUGGAGCAAGGUUCUUUGGCCUUGGGAGCUGGAGCAGAUAAAGAUGGGACCCUGCUGCUGGAGGGAGCCGGGAAGGAAGAGGGGGGGAAGAGGAAUCCGCAAGGGAUUGGGCUUUUGGCCAAAACACCUUUGAGCAGACCUGUCAAGAGGAACAAUGCCAAGUACAGGAGGAUCCAAACUUUAAUCUAUGAUGCCCUGGAGAGACCCAGAGGGUGGGCGCUGCUGUAUCAUGCCUUCGUAUUUCUGAUAGUUCUGGGGUGUUUGAUCUUAGCCGUCCUAACAACUUUCAAGGAAUAUGAAACUGUUUCAGGAGACUGGCUGCUGCUGUUGGAAACAUUUGCCAUUUUCAUCUUUGGAGCGGAGUUUGUCUUAAGAAUCUGGGCUGCUGGGUGUUGCUGUCGCUAUAAAGGAUGGAGAGGGAGGCUCAAAUUUGCCAGGAAGCCUUUGUGUAUGUUGGAUAUCUUUGUGUUGAUUGCCUCUGUGCCGGUGGUGGCUGUUGGGAACCAGGGCAACGUUCUGGCAACGUCGCUCAGAAGUCUGCGCUUCCUUCAGAUCCUGCGAAUGCUCCGAAUGGACAGGAGGGGAGGCACAUGGAAGCUUUUGGGAUCAGCUAUUUGUGCACAUAGCAAAGAGCUCAUCACUGCUUGGUACAUUGGGUUCCUGACCCUUAUCCUCUCCUCAUUCCUUGUUUACCUGGUCGAGAAAGAUGUGCCUGAAAAGGAUGCCCAUGGAGUCGAGAUGAAAGAAGAGUUUGAAACCUAUGCAGAUGCACUGUGGUGGGGGCUGAUUACCCUAGCAACAAUUGGCUACGGUGACAAGACCCCCAAAACUUGGGAGGGGCGGCUGAUAGCAGCCACAUUCUCUCUUAUUGGAGUUUCAUUUUUUGCUCUUCCUGCCGGCAUCUUGGGUUCAGGGCUGGCUCUGAAAGUCCAGGAACAACAUCGUCAGAAACAUUUUGAGAAAAGAAGAAAGCCAGCGGCAGAACUUAUACAGGCUGCCUGGAGGUAUUAUGCUACUAACCCCAACAGGAUGGAUCUCGUCGCCACCUGGAGGUUUUAUGAAUCAGUUGUAUCAUUUCCAUAUUUCAGAAAAGAGCAAUUGGAUGGUACUGCCAGCCAAAAGCUGGGUCUCUUGGAUCGGGUUCGUGGUACCAAUACUAAAGGAAAGCUAUUUACCCCUCUGAAUGUAGAUGCCAUUGAAGAAAAUCCUUCUAAAGAGCCUAAGAAUGUUGGCUUGAAUAAUAAGGAGCGUUUUCGUACUGCAUUCCGAAUGAAAGCAUACGCCUUUUGGCAAAGCUCAGAAGAUGCAGGAACAGGGGAUCCCAUGACUGAAGAUAGGGGUUACAGUAAUGAGUUCCUCAUGGAAGAUAUGAUCCCCACAUUGAAGGCAGCCAUCCGAGCUGUCAGAAUACUACAGUUUCGUCUCUAUAAAAAGAAAUUCAAGGAGACUUUGAGGCCUUAUGAUGUAAAGGAUGUGAUAGAGCAAUAUUCAGCAGGGCACCUUGAUAUGCUUUCCAGAAUAAAAUACCUUCAGGCAAGAGUAGAUAUGAUUUUUACCCCUGGACCUCCAUCUACUCCCAAGCAUAAGAAAUCCCAAAAGGGAGGAGCUUUUUCUUACCCUUCACAACAAUCUCCCAGAAAUGAUCAAUAUGUAGCCAAAGCAUCCCCAGCAGAUACUGAAGACCAAAGUAUGAUGGGCAAAUUUGUUAAAGUUGAAAGACAGGUUCACGACAUGGGGAAGAAACUGGAUUUUCUAGUCGAUAUGCACAUGCAGCAUAUGGAGCAGCUGCAAGUACAAGUCACUGAGUUGUGUCCUUUGAAAGAAGCUGCCUCCCCAGCAGAAGAGAAGAGAGAGGAAAACAGAUACUCUGAAUUGAAAAGCAUAAUCUACAAAUACUCUGAGCCUUGCACUCAUGAAACUCCUUAUAACUUCCACCAGGUUCCAGUACACAAAGUUGGUCCAUAUGGUUUCUUAGCACAGGAUCCAAUGAAUUAUUCGCGCCCUUUUUCAUUAGGUGGGCAAAACUCUGGCAAGUUGCAGGCCAUGCCUUCUUCGACUUCAUAUGCAGAAAGGCCAACAGUUUUGCCUAUACUCACAUUCAUAGACUCCCGAGUUAGGUACCAGUCCCAAGGAGACCUGCAGAGCCCCAAUUCCGACAGGAUAUCUCCUAGACAGAAAAGGAGCUUGACAAGAGACAGUGACACCCCAUUAUCCCUUCUUUCCGUCAACCAUGAGGAGCUUGAACGCUCCCCGAGUGGAUUCAGUAUCUCCCAAGACAAAGAAGACUUCCCUUUUGGUCCAAAUGGGGGAUCAACCUGGAUGAUAGAGAAACGCUACCUAGCAGAGGGCGAAACAGACACAGAUACUGACCCUUUUACACCAAGUGGCUCCAUGCCUCUGUCUUCAACAGGGGAUGGGAUUUCAGAUUCAAUAUGGACCCCUUCAAACAAGCCAGUUUAAAAAUGGUUGUGGGGGGGGGUCCACUGGUUGACUUCUCCGUGUAAUGUAAACAUACUUUGUAUAUCUCACUUACUGUACACCCAAAGCUUACUAGUUCAAAAGACCGAUGGCUGCAUAAGAUGCAUGUGGUAUUAGUAGUAGUCAUUCUGCACCAUUUCAUACAAUUUACUAAUUCAGUUUUUUUAUGCUACCAAAACUAAGCAGCAUAGUUUUGAGCAUGGUUUGCAUGACUUUACACUAUAUAAAUGGUACAGCUAAUUUCUUCUGUGAUACAUAUCUAUCUGAUGUUCUUCAAUAUAAUGAGGGUUAGAGCAAUGCCAGGUGAGAGGUGAUGGUUCAGGCUACUUUUUUUAAACAGAGCAACAAAGUAAAAAUAGUUUUGGGAGCAAUGUUCUGAUGUGGAAAUAUAUAUAAAUUAUUUGCUGCAUACCAAUGCCCGUUUUCCAGUGCAAGUGAAUAAUUCUCUAUCCAGACUAGCCAGAAUCUUCCAAAAAUUUUAGCAGGGAAAAGGUCAGAUCAAAGUGUGUUGCUGAUUUAACAUAAUUUCUGUAGCUGAAAGAUUUCUGAUGUCCCUAUCAUAUAAGUAUCAGUGUAACAAAAGCAAUGUAAACCAGACAUUAGGGACAGUUUGACAUUUGCAAAGCCAUUUGGGGGAAGUAGAAACAUGUAUUCCAUUAAUGCUAAUCACAAAUCUGAAUCCCCUUGACUGCUGCUUUGAAAAUCUCCGUUGGAGGUUAUAAAACCACCACUAGUGUGAUUACAAUCAAUCUUAUUGUGUAGAAAAUAGUUUCCUCAUUCUACUUAUUUGUAAUAGGGCCAAACUUCCCACUGAGAUUGGGACAAAACUUCCAUCAGCUACAAAAGAAAGUGUGUUUAAUGUAGGGAACUCCUGGGUUUUACUCCUAGCUCUUUUACUGACUUAUGCCAUGUUGGGUAAGUCACUUAAUUUAUCUGUGCCUCAGUUUCCCCAUCUGUAAAAUGGGGAUGAUACUUCCCUUCCUCACAUGGGGGGAGGCUCAAUUCACUGAUGUUUUUAAAGCAUUUUGAGACCCUCAGAUGUAAGGCACACUAAGCGUGCAAAGUACAACUACUCUAUUUAAUGGGAGUUCCACAGUCAGGAUGUUGGCAGGAAAUAGUCUAUUGUUUCUCGUGUAAAUGGACUAAUCUAAAUAAACGUCUGACAUGUUUAAUAGCCUAUUUCUAAACAAUGCCAUGACUAUGGACAGAUCCAUUCCCUGGCCCCAUCUAGGAAUCACAACUGGGCACAGCAGCUUUUUGACAGGGAGUGGGGAAAGAAACUUUCCUACAAGGCCACGGGGCAACAAUGGAACUACUGCUUGGAAGCUGUUCCAGCCUACCGGCUGGAGUCAUCACUACCCAGGGAAUAGUGGAACAUAGGAGCCAGGAUGUAUACUCUAGACCUGGCCUGCUUAAGCACACCCUGUGUGCUGGGGCCUGGUAACUGCUGUGACGCAGAGCUCCAAGCCGUGCAGGGGGUCGUGUACCAGAUGGGGCUCAUCACCAGAUCCUAAUGCCUUCGCUCCUUACAUAGUGGAGCCACACAGGCUCUGGCCCACAUCCUCAAAGGUACUUGUGCACCUAACUCCCAUUGAUUUCAGUGGAAGUUAGCAGCCUAACGACCUUUGAGGGUGUGUGCCUGUGUUACUCCAUAUACACCUGCAAGGGAUUAGUAAUGGGAAUUGGUCCUGAGUAUCAGAGUGAUGACCAACAAGGACUCCUGAGUUACUGCAAAUGAUAUGAAGAGGUUAUGCUUUAUCUUUCUGAAACCUGGUAUGAAACACAAUGACAGUGAGAUACCACAAUGACUCCUGCUAGAUCUUGCCUGUUAGUAAGGAAGUUAAUGCUUGCCACCACUGUAGUUGCACCUUAUCUUGUGAUGACAACCUGCCUAACUGCCCCGUGCCCUCCCCUUUACCCGCACAACUGAUUUGCCAACACAGGGCUACUGAGAGGUUGCAAUCACAGUACUGCAUUAUCCUCUGUAGACUAUAAGGACAGUGCCUGCAGGAGAAGAGUGUCAGCUGGGUGACCUAACAGGUUGUCUCUAUCUAAUGAGUGACAGCCAUGAUUCUGUGUUUUCCACAAGGGGCUCCCUAGCGAUGUGUGCUAAGCUUUCGGGCCCACACGCUGAGGCGUUGUGCAGUCCUUCCUCAAGCUAAGCUCUUCCUUGCUUUUCUGUGGGUGUCUGAUCAAGUAGAAACAGAGUGAAACCUAAGGUGUAGACGGUACAAUUUAGCAGAGCCAGGGGCAGUGUGGAGCUAACAUCCCCAAGGGGGAACACAAACAGGUAGCGAUGCUUUUCCUGGAGCCAAUGGCCAGGCAGAUCCAUGCACCUGCUUCUGCAUCCUUUCAUGGGGAGCAACUUCCUAUCCAUCCAGACAGCGAACCAGCUCUGCUGGCUGGUGCCUGAAAGUAGAGCUGGAGGUGCAGCACCCCUUCCCAUCACUAUGCUCUUCUCCUUCACUGUGCACCCCCAAGAGGACCAGACACCAUCUGACCCUUAAGUUAGGGGCCUCAAGGUUGGGCCCACUGAAAGCUUUGCCUGAGUAAGGACUUAAGGAUUUGGCCCACAGAAGUUGCUGGUACUGUCCUGUGAUGAUAAAGCUUAGCAUUGAUAGCACACAUGGUCCUGCAGCAGGGUAGUGAAAUACUUCGACCUGGUUUUCUAGUGUGCCCCUGCCACAGGGUUUCACACAUGCAUGUUACACACAGCACUUCAGGGGAAAGUUUCCUUCUUGGUUUCUGCCCGGCUAUCAUUGUGUUUAUUUAUUGACACUUCAAAGAGUUGAUGGUAGCUCAUGAAAAUCAUUUUAUUUAGGAACCAUUCUGCUUGUGUGUUUGAUUUUUUUUUUUUGACCUUUUGUCUUUUCUCAUUCUUCACAACCAUUUAAAAGAAUAUAGGAUCUUUUUUUCCUCAAGAGUUCAUCUGCUCCUGCUGCUGCUUCCUCCUCACCUGAAAUCAUAAUCCAUCACUUCUUCAGCUUGUGCAAAUUGUCUUAGUUCCACUCGAAUCAAUGAAGUGGCAUCAUUUUAUCCCAGCUGGGGAUCUGUCCUGUUAAUGACUUAGGGUGACAAACUCACUGUGCGCUAGAUCCUCACCCACUGCAAAUUGGCCUACCUCCAUCGAAGGACAUGGAGCUGGGCCAAUGACACCAGCUAAAGAGGGGGCUCAGUAUGUGCAGAUGUUCUGUUCUUAGGUUAAUGGCCGUAGUGACAUGAGGCUUGAUUUCUGUAGCCAUGUUGUAUACAGAACAGCUAUUGAUCUCAAUAGAUGUUAUGUGUUUGGUUCCAUUAGACACCUCGCAUUAGAUACAUAGAGAAAAUAUCUGUCAGAGGUAGAACUGAUUUCAAUUAGGGCAUUUUCACAAGUGUUCUAGGCAGCAUCAAUGCUUCUUGGAAGUACCUGCAUUGAACUUAAACCUGUGCUUUAUGUUACACAAGUGCAUGGUAGUGGAUUUGUCCCUUCUGUGUUGUGGUUGAAGGAAAAGCUCUGUCUCUGCUUACAAUACUAUUUCACGGAUCCAUGACAGAGCGAAAUUGUAUGUUAUUAGAUACAAGACAAAUACCCUUGAUUUCUCAGAGGUGCAAAGCACCUGCAGCUCUUGUUGAAGUUGUGGAUACUGCGCCCCUCGGAAAAUCAGGCCCUUUGUGUCUAAAACUGGGCAACCAAAACCGAAGGCACCAAAAUUAAAGGCUGCUUUGGAAAAUGUAGUUCAGAACGUAUCUAUUGACUGCAGCCAAUGCAGUGCACCUCUGCACCCCUUACCACCCUAUUUCAUCCCACUACCUUCAUGGGGGGAGGGAUAGCUCAGUGGUUUAAGCAUUGGCCUGCUAAACCCAGAGUUGAGGGGGCCAUUUAGGGAUCUGGGGCAAAAAUCUGUCUGGGGAUUGGGCCUGCUUUUUACAGGGAGCUGGACCAGAUGACCUUCUAAGGUCCCUUCCAACCCUGAUAUUCUAUGAUUGGAGUUCAGGCUUUAAAAUCCACCAUAAGCCAAUACAGUAACAGAAAACUAAACCUUUUCAGUGUUAAAUCUAGGUGAAUAUUAGACACAUUCUGAUUUUAGCAAGUUACAGAACUCUUUAAAGAGAAGCAGAAUGUGAAAUAGAGUACAGAAUGCUCUGAAAAAAAGGAAACAAAGAAAAUACUUUAAUCUUAAGGGGACAUUAUUUGAAGGAAACGAAGUAAGUCAAGGUAAGGGUUUGACUUAGCCAGUAUAUCUACAUACCACGAUGUACCCCUAAAUGGGCAAGGGGGAGGGGAAUAUCACUGACUACCCUACCAUGUCUGUGCUUAGUAGUUGAAUUGCCUUAAAGUUGAACUAUCAACACUGGGCUGUGAGCCCUGAUUUGACUUGAUAUGCAGCACUGGAGAAUUUUACUGUUUAAAAGGGGUAAGCAGUGCAUAGCUUGGGAACACAGGGUAAGGCUAAUGCAGCCACACUAUGAAAUAUUGAUGAUAUUCUUAAAGGCAAAGCAAGGCUGCCCCUUAAUAUUUGAUUGUAAGUAAAUAUGUGGCUAGGCGGGACAUAACUGCUGGGCUCCUCUGAAGUCCACAGAGUGGACAUCUGGUGGUCUUCUGUAACAGAGGUGGGAGGAGGCCAAGUUCUGCAUUCAGGAGGUCUGGUUAGCGCAUUUUAAUGUUUGUUGUCUACUCGCAGAUCUGACACAGCUCCCCUCCCCCCAUGGCGUAAUCUAUGCGAAAAGACUCUGCAUGAAGCAGCAGCUGGGUUGAGACUAUGGGUGUACAUAAACACUGCUUUUCCAUAUCAGCACGUCCCUGCACCCACUCAAUUUAGCUUGUAAUAAUUUAUCAUUUCAGGUUUAGCAUUAUUGCUGACCAGUGGGAAAAAAAAGGUAUUUUAAAAUAUGUAGAUCUGUCGAAGUAAGACUGUGUCAGUUAGUUAGAAUCAGGACACUCAUAGCAUUAAAAUCACAAUGUAACAAACACAUAAUUUCUAAAUAAAGCAGGGCCAUAUACUUUGAAUAGCAAGGGGUUAAGAAGAGGUAGAGGGGCACCUUGCUCAGUCUUUACCCAAGCAAACCACCAAAUCAGUGAGAGUUAGUCUGAUCAAAGACUGAGGAAAAACUAGGAAAGGAUCUCUAGAAUUGGCCAAAAGUUUUAAUACUAUGUUUUACAGUGUACAAAUAUCACCCUUUACUUACAGGAUACUGUGGGCAGGAAAUAGUAGGUAGUGGCAUAAUAAUGAAACAGGAAGUACUAUCUUUUGUUGUCCAAGCCAGAAAAGCAGGUUAGUUCCUACAUUUUUUUUGCCUACUCAGCAGAGAAGCACCCAAAGGCGGAGUCUUCUAUAGGGACCAAACCAAGAUCUCAGCCCCAUUCACGCCCAAACUCUUUGGGAAAGUCCAGCUUCAGACUUUGCAUCUUGAAGCCAUCUGUACUGCUAAGUGUAACUACAAAGUAAUCUGCAGGGACACGUAACUACUCUGCACGUGUUGUGUAUUAUCUAAUAUGUCCAUUAUGGCCCUGCCCCCAUCCGGUGUAAAUUGGCAUAGCUCUUUUCAACUUAAUGAAGCUGCACCAGUUUACGCAAGCUGUAGAGUUGGCCCUGUGAGUCAAAAAUUUCAACACCUUCCUCCAAAACUGUGCCCGCCAGAAUCACGUGUGAAUCCCAGGUUUGUGUGUGCAGACUGGCCUUUGCGUAUGCAAGUCGGGGAGCUAGCUGUCUACAGGAUACUGCGUGUGCAUUUCCUGAUUGUGCAUUCCAUUGUGGGGGAAGGAGGGGUUGCAUGUGCACAUAAAAUGGAAGACAAUUCUGAAAUUCUGAAAAUUUGAAAGUCUGAAAAUGUAGCCCCAUGUGCCUUUUCUUAAUGGAUAAUGUAACUAGCCACAAGGGCCCAGUUCCUCAAAGGUAAUGAGGCUCCAAAUAAUGUGACUAUAAUGGAGUAGGGUGAAUAGUUGUAACUUGUACUUUUACCACAGAAGUGACAUGAUAUUUGUGCUCUGUUGAAAUAAAGUACAGUGUCCAGGAUUGUUAGCCUGCAUUAAAGCAGUACGUAAAAAGCCAUGUGCUGCUUUGUAGAGUCGGCUCACCACAUAGAGAGGCAUUGCUCAGUAUUUGACUUGACAGUGGCAUCUGAAGCAGCAUUAAUUUUCGUAGCAGGAGUGCAGUGGAUUUACGCCAUUCUUCUGUUAGCACCUGGAGUUGGUUUUACUGCUAGCAAUUACAGCUGGGUCAGGCCUUCUUUGAGUCUGGGCUGACACUGUCUCUUUGUUUACAUAAUUAACCUUAAAUAGGAUUAAAUGUCUGAAUCCAUGCUUUGCUAACUCUUAAUGCCUACUAGGGACCAAGCAUCUAUUUAGGGGCUUAACAAUGCUUCUUGCAAUAUGACUCUCACUGUAUUCAUCUUCCAUAAUUGGCUAGUAUUUAGGGCUUUAUCCCAUCCUCUCUAAAAUCAAUGGUUAACCUCUCUUUCAGUGGGAACAGGGGAAGGUCCUAGUUGUAUAGUACAAACUGUUAAUCUUUAUUUGUGGAUUCAGUCUCCCAGCAUUAUUCGACCUGAAAUGGGUGCAUUUUUGUUAGCUAUGUUUUUACGCUGACUCUCUCUAACAAGUAAAGCACAUAUAUCAUUUUUUGAAAAGGUAAUCUCUGUUUACAUUGUACAGCUAUCCUUGCAGCUUUAUUGUCAUCCUUUUCCCUAAAAAAAAUUGUAAGUGUUUCAUUGUUGCAGGUGCACAUGCCAUGAAAAAUUAUUUUGUUUUAUCAAACUCAGCUUCAUGGUCCAUUUAUGGAGUUUGUUCCUAUAAGAAAAAUCUAAUACAUUUAAAUAAUGACUAUUGGCUUUUCUUAGGCUUGAUCCUAUAGUGGUUUAAUAUGUAUAAAUCCCAUAGAAAUCAAUAGGACUUUAGCAUGUGGAAGGACACCAGAUCUGUCCCCAAAAUGACUUUGGAUUAUGUUUGCUCUGCUUUUGCCAUAUCUUUGCUGCAUUGUUUAAGGUUCUAGGAGGAAAUAAUUGAAAGGUUUUAUUGCUGCAGAUUGUGGCCCGGGAUCCUGCAUGCUAAUUCACACUUGCAUGCAAUCCUGCUAACUUCAGAUGGGCUUCAUGUAAGCAUGAGGCUCCACCUGUGGAUCAGAAUGGGAUGGGAUGGGCACUAUAGCAGUCAGAAAAUGCAUAUUAAAGGAGCAAAUUCAGCUCUGCUAUGACUCCAUGGAUUACAGUGGAAACUGAUACCAGGACUGAAUUUGUCACUGUAACUGCACAAUAUGUGAUGAAGAGCCAGAUCUUCAAUCCUUAGACACCCCAAACUCCCACUGAGUUAGCUUGGCAUUUCAGGCGCACAAGGAAUGCAGGCCUUGAUUCUUCAAAGUAACUUGUGAGUUUGGAGUUGUCUUGAUUUUUGGGUGCCCAUUUUAAGACACCUUUGAAGGGCUUGAUUUUGAGUGGGCCGGUGCUCAGCAUUUCUGAAAACCAGGCUACUUUGGGGUGUCUCAAGUUGGGCACCUCAAAAAUUGAGACCCAGCAUAAUCACAAGUCACUUUUGAAAAUUUAGGCUGCAGGCUCUGAUCCUUAACAAGCAGCUUUUUAACCAUUUUUAGUGCAGCUACGUGAGGUAAAACAGUGGAAGUGGGAUCCAAUUUUCAUUCGUAAGGCUGUGCUAAAGUGUAAGGUUACGUAGCCAACUAAAUUUUGUUUUGUAGUUUAGGGCAUAUGAUUAUUACUAGUAUUUGUGCCUUGCUCACUGAAAUUUUUUCCAGGCUACAAAGAUGCUUUUCAGAUUCUGGCUGACAAGGGAACACGACUUUUAUACAAGUGGCCUUUAGUGCUCUUAAUAAUAUUGUUUAUUGUAAUUUUUAAACUAUAUGUGGCACUGUCCAAUAUUUGAACAACUUUAAUAUGUUUAUUUCAAUAUAUUAUGCAAACAAUACUUCUUACCUGAUUUUUUAUGUUCUGUCUUUAAAA